This is a messenger RNA of Linum trigynum, 4635 nucleotides long. The record is from the annotation of a GenBank genome assembly. Lineage: Eukaryota; Viridiplantae; Streptophyta; Magnoliopsida; Malpighiales; Linaceae.
GCAUCCCUCACACAUCAUCAUCCUUACCUCACUCUUAGAAUCCUUGUCUAGUCACUUGAAGUACUAUCACCAUUAACCAUAUUUCCUUGAGCACCAUCAUCUGAGAAAUGUAACUCAUUGAUUGAUGCAGUCCUUACUUAAUCGCUAAAAGGUCGGGGAUAGUUGUGUUGAAGGAUUGGUAGAUGAGCGAAAGCUUGUAAUGGAAUGGAGAUUUGGAUAAUUGUGAGGGCGGUGAGAACUAACUACGAGCUAAUUGGGAUGGUGGAAGAAAUCAUUGAUGGAAGGAAUUGGACAUCGGCGUGCGGAAGAGGAUGACACGAGGAAAAGAACGAAAAUAAAGUCAGGGUCGCCUAUCGGGUUAGGGUUAUAUUGUUGAUUAUGUUGGGUCGGGGGAAGUAAAUUGGACUCGAUUCAUGGGCAAAACUUGAACUGACCCACCUAAUUUUGCUCCAAUAGACAUGAACCUUGAAAUCUAACAAAAUCGUAAAAAUCGUAUAUUUUAAGAAUUUUAGAAUUUUAAAUCUGGAUAUUAAGGUUCAAGAUUUUGUAGUAAAAUCAGAUCGGAACCCUCAAGAAGCUCACCACUAGACCUGCUUUACUUAAAGUUAUGCUCCAUCCACAAAACUUAGUAGGCUCCAAUCAAGGGCGUAGUCAGGAUUUCGUUUAAGGUGGGUACACUUAGACAAAAACACAUGAUAAAAAUAGCUUUUUGAUUUUUUUAAUCAUUCAUGAUGUAAUUUUAUAUUUGAAAAUUUGGGAUAAAUUAAAAUAUAGUAGUUGGAACUAUCAAGAAUGCCACUCUCUUUGUAAAACGAAUUAUUCAUGAUUUAGUUAGUCCUUCGCUUCCAAAUGGUGUUUUUUUUUUUGUCAAGAAACGUUUAGUAUCGACAACUCAAGAUGUUGAGAGAUGUUUAAUAAUGAAUCUUAUACCAAAAAUUAUCCAUGAUUUAGUUAGUCGUUCACUUUCGAAUGAUGUCAUUAAUAAAAAAAUCAUUUAAUAUCAAUAACUCGAGUUGUUGAAACAGGUUCAAUAAUAUAUCUUAUACCAUUAACUAAAUACACCCUCGUAAGAAAGUUAGUAAAUUAAGGGAAUGAUCAUUGUUACUAUGCACAAAACCGGCCUGUAAAAUAGUGUUAUGAAACUUCUCAGAUCAGGAUCUAGGAACCUGUUGUAAGUUGUAACCCAUACACCGAUUGAUUCAGUUUGCAAAUAAGCUUUGGGUUCCCUUUAGAAUAUCCACACUUCGUCCUCUUAACUUUUUUUGUUGGGAAUUAAUUUGAAUCAUUAUUUUAUAUAGUGAUUUUGUAGUUUGGAAUUAUGUACCUUAUCUUUUUCUCUCAUUUAUUAUCUUAUCUUUCAUGCACCCAUGAUUUUAUAAAUAAAACCAACUCAUACAAAAUGAAAACAAGUUUGCUAUUCAUAACAGAAAAGAAAGAAAUCAAAUUUGCUUCCUAGUUCCUACAAAAAGAAAAAAACCAAGUUCGCCAUGCCCAGGGUCGAUUCGGUCAAUAGCCAACCCGUAAUUAGAAUCCAAACUCAAGUUUGCUGCAGACAGUCCAGACUCCAGAUUUUCAAUACACUACCUAGAGAGGGACAAAAUGGUAACAUCAUCCUAGCCACCGAUUCGCACUAUCUUUAUUACUCAACGCAAAAAUCGCCCACACUCACCCGAACACGCGCCCGAGUCCAACAUUCACCGCUGCCGCUUCUUUACUCUUUCACUCAUGGCGGAGCAGAAUCCAUUGAACCCACCAAAUCCAGGCCACGACUCCCUCGUCGAUGGCAAUGUCCUGGCCGCCAAAUCCUUCGCCCGGUGCGGCGUCAAGCACAUGUUCGGUGUCGUCGGCAUCCCGGUCACCUCCUUCGCCAAUCGCGCCGUCUCAUUCGGAGUCCGCUUCUUUGCCUUCCACAACGAGCAGUCGGCUGGCUACGCCGCCUCCGCCUACGGUUACCUCACCGGACGCCCGGGCUUGCUGCUCACUGUCUCCGGUCCAGGCUGCGUCCACGGACUGGCCGGUUUGUCGAACGCCAUGGCCAAUACGUGGCCCAUGGUUAUGAUCUCCGGCUCUUGCGAUCAGAGCGACGCCGGCAGGGGAGAUUUUCAGGAGCUCGAUCAAUUAGAAGCUGUGAAGCCCUUCUCCAAGUUCUCGGUAAGAGCGAAGGAUAUAAAAGACAUACCUAAUUGUGUUGUGCAGGUGCUCGAUUGGGCUGUUUCCGGCCGCCCCGGUGGCUGCUACUUGGAUCUCCCAACCGAUGUGCUUCACCAGACUUUGACGGAAUCGGAGGCCGAGGAAUUGUUGGCUUCUGCGAUAGAUGGCGCCGACAGGAAAUUGAUUGGAACAGAGGUUGCGAAGUCGGAAAUUGAAAGAGCAGCGGAGUUGCUAAAGAAGGCCGAGCGGCCGUUGAUUGUGUUUGGUAAAGGCGCUGCUUACGCAAGAGCGGAGACCGAGCUGAAGAAGCUGGUCGAGAGAACUGGAAUCCCGUUCCUGCCGACGCCGAUGGGGAAAGGUUUGCUCCCGGAUACGCACGAGCUUGCAGCAAGUGCCGCGAGGUCGCUCGCAAUUGGGAAAUGCGACGUUGCGCUUGUGGUUGGGGCGAGGCUCAACUGGUUGCUGCAUUUUGGGGAACCGCCCAAAUGGUCCAAGGAUGUGAAGUUCAUAUUGGUCGAUGUGUCUAAAGACGAGAUUGAGCUAAGGAAGCCCCACGUAGGUGUAGUUGGCGAUGCCAAAAGGGCACUGGAGUUGCUCAAUGUGCAGAUCAAGGAUGACCCUUUCUGUUUCGCGAGGAAUCAUCCGUGGGUGGAAGGGAUAUCCAAGAAGGCAAAGGAUAAUGUAUCCAGGAUGGAGUCUCAGCUGGCGAAGGAUGUGGUGCCGUUUAAUUUCUUGACGCCGAUGAGGAUUAUCAGAGAUGCAAUUUCGGGUAUGGGGAGUCCUGCUCCGAUUGUGGUUUCGGAAGGUGCUAAUACAAUGGAUGUGGGGAGAUCAGUGUUGGUUCAGAGUGAGCCAAGGACUCGAUUGGAUGCCGGAACUUGGGGGACAAUGGGAGUUGGGUUGGGUUAUUGCAUUGCUGCUGCAGUUGCUGAGCCUGAUCGGCUUGUGGUUGCAGUUGAAGGCGACUCCGGAUUUGGGUUCAGUGCUAUGGAAGUUGAGACAUUGGUACGCUACCAGUUGCCUGUGGUGGUGAUAGUUUUCAACAACGGCGGUGUAUAUGGAGGAGACAGGAGAAGCCCUGAUGAAAUAAAAGGCCCCUUCAAAGAUGACCCAGCACCCACUUCUUUCGUCCCUGGAGCUGCGUAUCAUCUUCUAAUUGAAGCCUUUGGGGGCAAAGGUUAUCUUGUAGGAACCCCUGAUGAACUCCGGUCUGCACUCACAGAAUCUUUCUCUGCAAGAAAACCUGCAGUUAUCAAUGUCACAAUAGAUCCUUUUGCCGGUGCGGAAAGUGGGAGGAUGCAGCACAAGAACUAAGGUAUAUAGCCUUCCCCCAACCUGUUUCUGUCUGUAUUCCCUCUAUUUUGUAUCUGUGGGCAAGCUGGCCUUUGUGUGUUCCCUUUCACUAAUGCUGUAAAAUUUCAUCUGAUGCUAUGUUCCCUGUUAGGUUCUUUUGUUUGUACGCAGUUUGGUGUUUUCGGGCGGUAUGCCAACUAAUUUGGUGGUUCAACGUGCAAGGUGGAUGGAAUAUUAGCUUUGGUGGGUGUUUUCUGUAAGGUUUCUAAAUACGCCCUUACUCCUUACGUUCGAAAGACUGAUUCCUUGUUACACACAGCUGAACUCGUCUUCUUUGUCUUCUCCUCUCUCCGAGUUUACAAGUACAGGAUCGUCGGGGAUAAUAUGUGUUUUGUUAUUUGAAUGUAACCUUGUUCGGGAUUAGAUUAUUUUUCACAGCAUUGGCGUGUAUUCACUAUUGUCAGAAGAGCCUUGGUCUGGUUUGCUGCCUAUCAGAGCUCAUGAGAGCUAAUAGAAGCUUGUUGGAUCUUUGAGAGGUGUCCAAGUUAGCUCAUGAUAUCUUAAUGGAGCUAAAUGGAGCUUGUUGUAAGCUAAAAAGACUAGGGUCGUUUAGUGGGGGCAUGUAUUAUAUCACGAGUGUAUUUUGUAGUCUCUAUGGUGAUACGCGAUCUAGGGCGGUUAGUGUAUUGACUAUGAAGAAUGUUCUCGCUAGUUGUGGAGGUUCGGUUUACUGUUAUCGGUUAACCGUUGGUUUUAACUGAAACCGACAGAUCUCCACCCCUAGUUCUCGCCAUGAUACUUGAAACCAUUCGAUAUGUUUGGAUAUCGCGCCUGCUGUUAUUUGUCGUGUGUUCUUAAACUCUGCAACUGUAUCUUACUGUUUAAAAGUUUUUUAUCGGUGAAUUGUAUCGUUAUACAUGAAAACCUCUACGUAAAAGGACUUGGCAUUAUCCAUUAUGAAAGAAAGGAAGUAGUCUUAAGAUAUCCAAGUAGGUUCAUCUUGUCCUCGUCAUGAUAUUCAAGGCUAGUCGAUAUAUUUGAAUACCGUGCUUGCUACUAUUUGUCGUGAGUUAAACUCUAAAAUUGUGUCUCGCUGUUUAAAAGUUUUCAAUGAGUGAACUAUAUCUUUAUACAUGAAAACCUUUAAGUAGAAGAACUUGGCAUUAUUCAUUAUAAAAGGAAGUAAUCUUA